This is a messenger RNA of Pogona vitticeps (central bearded dragon), 4492 nucleotides long. The record is from RefSeq and is a predicted model, not a curated record. NCBI's taxonomy places the organism in Eukaryota, Metazoa, Chordata, Lepidosauria, Squamata, Agamidae.
ACUCAGCUUCCUCUUGAGCAGCCUGCGGAGAGGAAGUAGGAGAGAUGUCAGCGAUGCAAAACACAGUCGAGCCGGGACACGGAGAGACCCCCGUCACCCGUAGAGCCUUCACAGGGCCAGACAUCUAUUUUCUGCCAUGGUUUGAAGAAGAGCUGAAACAGUCCCUGGACCUCAUGAAAUAGUCCACAGGUGUUCUGCUGCUGCCCCUUGCAGCAACUGGCAUUCAGAGGUACACCGACUUGGAAAUCAGAUAAUUAAACAGUAGCAAUGGAAGGCAAAGGACCUUAUCGUAUCUACGACCCUGGUGGGGGUACGCCAGAAGAAGCCUCUGCAGCCUUUGAGCGCCUGGUAGAAGAAAACACUCGACUGAAAGAGAAGAUGCAGGGAAUUAAGUCUCUAGGAGAGCUAUUGGAAGAGUCUCAGUUAGAAGCAUCCAGAUUGCAUCAAAGGGUGGAGGACCUAGUAAAGGACAAUGAAAUGCAAUGGUCAACCUCCUCUCUUGACAGACUUGCUGAUAUAGCAGGAGAAGUCCCAAAUCUUUGCCCUUCCCCAAAGGUUUCUAGUGAAGGGCAGAAGGAACUGGAAAACACCACACAGAGGCCUCCGUCCAGUGGCUCUUCAUCUGAGUUUGAAAUUGUGGGUGCUGAAGAUAAGAGGUCUUUGCCAGAGAGCAGUAGGAAAUCUGAGACUGAGCCACUUCCCAACGAGGAUGCCAACCUUAUGCUCCAUCUUCAGCGCUUGGAGAGUACCCUAAGCCUCUUUGCCGAGGAGUCUGACAAAACCCAGCUCUUUGCCCACCUGGGGCGCAUGGCCCUGGAGUUCAACCGCCUGGCAUCCAAGGUGCACAAGAAUGAGCAGAGGACGUCCAUUCUUCAGGUCAGAGGGCUUCUGGCGCUGUGUGAGCAAUUACGGAAGGAGAACGAAGAGUUGAGAACAAAAUUAGAAAAGGAACUAGAGCAAAGGAACCAGAUCUCGGAGAAGCUAAAGUGUGAGAAUCUGGAGCUCAGGAAGAUGGUGAUGAUAAGUAGUAAAGAAGGAACAAAAGCAGAAGGCACUGAAUGGGCAGGACUGCAACAGAAAGGAGCUGCUGAGGAGAAAAUGGCAGGGAAAAGCAUGUUGGGGGCAAGUGAAAAGAAAGUCAAGAUACUUGAGCACCAACGCAAUGAGCUCCUGGAGGUGAAUAAGCAAUGGGACCACCACUUCCGAUCAAUGAAGCAACAAUAUGAGCAAAAGAUAACAGAUUUACGGCAGAAACUAGCUGACUGCCAGAAGGCACUGGCUGACCUGGAAGCUGAACGGGAACUGAAACAGAGGGAUUUUGACCGCAAGCUUCUCCUGGCAAAAUCCAAGAUUGAAGAGGAGGAGGCAGAAAAGGAACAACUCACUGGGGAGGUAAAGGACCUAAAACAGAGGAUAAAGUUCCUUCAGGAUCAGUUGACUCCAAUCACCAGGCAAAGGGAGUACCAGGAGAAGGAGAUUCUCCGGCUAAAUAAGGCCUUAGAAGAGGCCCUGAACUUUCAAGCCUCUGCUCCUUUCAACAGCCCUAUUGAGUCUGCCAUGAACAUCCGACAGCAGGAAGUGAUGACCCAGAAUGAGCUGCUGAAACAACAGGUGAAAAUCUUUGAGGAGGAUUUCCAGCGGGAGCGGAGUGAUAGGGAGAGGAUGAACGAGGAGAAGGAGGAGCUCAAGCAACAGCUGGAGAAGCUUCAGAAGCAGUUAGUACUUUCCAGCAACCAGGUCCGGACACUUAAGGAGGACUUCCAUAAAGAGAAGGAGGAGAAGGACAAAUACAAGAAGUUGCUGAAGCAGCACAAACAGCGUUCUGGUGACAAACUCCAGGCUGAACCACCACAGCCAGGACCAGCAGCCCCACCCUGCCCCAUGUACCAGUUCCAGUGUGGCCCUCCAGCCCAACCACAUUUAUGGCAUGGUUUUGAGGACUGGCAACAGAUCCGAUACCCCCCAUCAACAGCAGCAAAUGAGCAUCCUCCAGUUCAGAAUUACCACCAUUUCCCUCCUCCAGAGUAUACCUGGUCUCCAUCACCAUGGGUGGUAUCCCAAAACCAAAAGUCACAAGCAGUGGAUGGUGUGAAACAACUGUCUAAGGAAUCUGAUGCUACAGGUCUUGGGUUACCUAAAAACCAAAGGCCCACUUAAUCUGCGUGGUGGUGUUGUGUAGGCAUCAAAAGUAGAACCACUGAAUGCAUGUGAACCUGUGUAGACGGGUAACCUUCUAGUGCUGCCUGGACACUAUUCCCAUUAAUUUGUAUAUAUGGGAUGUAACAGAUGCUUGGGACAACAAUGGCUUUAACUGGAUUUUCUGAAGAUGUGUGGCAUGCUACCGAAGAGUGUCCAGUGACCUUUUGUUUGUGGAACAUCUCCAGUGGAGUUAAACUUAUCUGGAUCUCUCAGCAUUUUGAAUCAGUGAUCUUUUCUCUACUUGGCAUCAAAAAUUCAGCUGCCGAGGGAGCCAAUCUCAGACUUUGGUAGCAAAUACUAUUUUCUUUUUACUCCUGUGUUGGCAAAACUACAGGAUUCCUGGGUCGACAGGAUCUGCAUUUCACUGGUUCUCCUGCAGCUUUCAAUUCACAACACAAUAUUUUUUGCAGGCAACUGUUGUCUUAACGCAGCCAGCGCCCCCCGUUCUGCAGUGUUGCAAAGAGGGAAGAAAUAAAACAAACCCUUUCCUUUGUUUUUUUGUUUGUGAAUGUCUAUAGUGUAUAGGCAUUAAACUGAAACAUGGUUAUAUCAUUUUGAAUAUAUAUGUAUAUUUUGAACUUGAAUUGUAAUGCAGUGGUUUAGCCCAAAAACAUAGUAACUUGAUUCUCUGCAGAACACUGCUGUACACUGCUGGUUUAAAGCUAAUAUUUGGUAAUGUACUGCAGUCUGUUUAUGUAUGCAUAAACAGACAUAAAAGACCCUAAUCCUGGAAUAUGUUGACUCCAACUCUGUUUCCUUUAGGUACCAUUUAAUUCCUAUAAUGGAGCUUGAACCUCCUUGUCCAAAUUUUGUGUAACUAGCAGGUUUUACUUGGUGGGUUCUAUCAUCUGGCUAGUCCAAGACUAUUUGCUCACUCACUGUCUGGCCUAGCAAAGCAAUUCUUAAAUUUUUCUAAAGGGAAGAGGGGUUUUUUUGUCUUUUACUUUUUAAUCAAAAGAACUGAUCUUUAUGCCCUGAUUCAAUUGCACAUGGCAGGCUUGUUGUAACAUUAAGUUGUCCAGAUAAUGAUGGUAGGCAGACUGGAAGAGAGACCACCAACGGCCUUGUAGAACUGUGCAGAACAAAGCCAAGUAUAUUACAGUCUCUGCUAGCUUUGUUGAUCCCAUGGUUUACAUAAAUCAGGAUCAACAGUGUUGGCCUUGAAAGCAUCUGCUAAAAAGAAAUUAAAUAGAAUGUAAUUACAGCUCAGCUUUCUAUAGGCUCUCAAGUGGGUCAAAACAUGGUCUAUUAGGUUGCUGGAUGUUAUUCUAUAAUAUGUACUCCUUAAGAUAUAUGGACUCUUAAUGAAGGUAAAGAUGAAGGUGCAAAAGCAGGGCUACAGAUGAAUAUUAAGAACAAAAAUAUGUUUAAAGAAUUAUAAAACUUUAAUGUUGACACUGAGAAGAUUAAAAUUAAUAUCAGUAUAGUUUUGUCAUCAGUACAAAUAGAGACUAGAUAAGAAAUCAGAAGAAAACAAAGACUUGGAAAAGCAGCUAUGAAGGAACUGGAAAAUUCUUUUAAGUGUGAGGAUGUGACAGUUGUGCGAAGGUGAAGAUAAUCUAUAUGAUGCUAUUCCUGGUAACUAUGUACAGAUAUGAAAGCUGGACAGUGAAGAAAGCCAGGAGGAAAAAAAGUCGAUUCAUUUGAAAUGUGGUGUUGGAGAAGAGGUUUAUGGAUACAGUGGGCUGCCAGAAAGACAAAUAAAUGGGUGCUAGAUCAAAUCAAGUGUCAGCUAUUCCUAGAAGGAAAAAUGACUACACUGAGGUGACCAUAGUUUGGGCACAUCUUAGAAAGACAAUAAUGGUAGGAAAGAUUGAAAGCAAUAGGAAAAGUGGAAAGGCCUAGCAUGUGAAGCCAUGGCCCUGAAUUUGCAAAUGCUGAGCAUAGCUUUCAAUGACAACUUUUAGAAGUUGCUAAUACAUAAGGUUGCUGUAAGUCAGAAGAGAGUCAAGUUACUAAGUUUAUCUUCUGUUCACUGAGUUCACCUCUUGUAGAAAUCGUAUGUCAACCUUACUAUGCAAUGAACUGUAACAUAAAAAAAUGAAAGGACGACAGAAUUUACUUUACUUUUCCCCCCUGUGUCCAUCUCUCUUAAACAGAAAUACCUUUCCCAAAUAUUUGGAGAGAUUUGUAGAAUGUGUUGCCAUUGUGUUUAAACUUUCUAAUAUUUCUGUUAGCCAAUAUUCCUUUAUUGUAAAUGUUUUAGGAUGUUUUGUUUGUACGAAAUGAUCUUAACUAUAAAUACUCGAUUUAUUUAAUCAUUAAUAAAGUAUGCAUUUUCUUAUGUUAUAAA